Molecule: messenger RNA, 3246 nt
Organism: Chiloscyllium plagiosum (whitespotted bambooshark)
Lineage: Eukaryota; Metazoa; Chordata; Chondrichthyes; Orectolobiformes; Hemiscylliidae
Source: RefSeq, a predicted model, not a curated record
GAGUGAUUGCAGAGCAAGGAAUACCAUGGAAUGAACAAAUGGGAAUGAGAGAAUCCAGUUCAUUUGUAAAUGGAGCAACCAAUCAUGAUCUUGGACAAAGCAAUCCAACUUCUGACCAAAACACAGAAGAUCUAAUAGAAAAUAUUGACACAGAAAUGGAUGAGGAAAGUGGGGCAGUGGAAACAAUGGAAGAAAUGAGUUCUGAACUGAUGGAAAAUGGAAGUUUGUUACAUAAAACAGAUGGGAAAGAAGGAGAGAAUGCAGAUGAAGAUGAGCAAUGUAAAGGACAAACGAGAAUCAGAAAAUUCAGUCCGAUUAGAAAUGGAGGAAAUAAUCAUGACUUUGGACAAAGCAAUCCUCCUUCUGACCAAAAUACAGAAGAUUCAUCAGAAGAUAUUGACAUAGUAAUGAAAGAGGAAAAUGGGGCAGGGGGAGCAAUGGAAAAGAUGAGAUGUGGAUUAAUGGCAAAUGAAAAUCUCCUACACAAUACAGAUGGAAAAGGAGGAAUGAUUGCACAUCAAGAAAAACCAUGGAAUGAGCAAGCAAGAAUGAGCGAAUCCAGUCCAUUUGUAAAUGGAGCAACUAAUCAUGAUCUUGGACAAAGCAAUCCAACCUCUGACCAAAAUACAGAAGAUUUAAAACAGAAUAUUGACACAGAAAUGAAUGAGGAAAAUGGGAUAGUGGAAACAAUGGAAGAAAUGAGUUCUGAGCUGAUGGAAAAUGGAUGUUUGAUACAUAAAACAGAUGGGAAAGAAGGAGUGAUUGCAGAUCAAGGAAUACCAUGGAAUGAACAAAUGGGAAUGAGAGAAUCAAGUCCAUUUGUAAAUGGAGCAACCAAUCAUGAUCUUGGACAAAGCAAUCCAACUUCUGACCAAAAUACAGAAGAUUUAACACAGAAUAUUGACACAGAAAUGGAUGAGGAAAAGGGGAUAGUGGAAACAAUAGGAGAAAUGAGUUCUGAACUGAUGGAAAAUGGAAGUUUGAUACAUAAAACAGAUGGGAAAGAAGGAGAGAAUGCAGAUGAAGAUGAGCAAUGUAAAGGACAAACGAGAAUCAGAAAAUUCAGUCCGAUUAGAAAUGGAGGAAAUAAUCAUGACUUUGGACAAAGCAAUCCUCCUUCUGACCAAAAUACAGAAGAUUCAUCAGAAGAUAUUGACAUAGUAAUAAAAGAGGAAAAUGGGGCAGGGGGAGCAAUGGAAAAGAUGAGAUGUGGAUUAUUGGCAAAUGAAAGUCUCCUACACAAUACAGAUGGAAAAGGAGGUGGAAAUGCAGAUGCAGAUGAGAAAUGGAAUGAACGAAAGAGAAUGAGAAAAAACAGUGGAACUGGAAAUAACGUGAAUAAUCAUGGCAUCAGACAAGGCAAUCCAUCUUCUGACCCACAUACAGAACAUUCUCCAGAAAGCAGUGAUGCAGUAAUGAAAGGGAAACAGGGAACAAUGAAAAACAUUGGAAUGACGUGUGAACUGAAAGAAAAGGAAAAACAGAUAGAAGAAACAGAUUGGAAAGAAGAUUAACAAAGCAGAGACCACUGAACAAGAAAACCAAUCAAAUGAAAACAUAAGAAGGAGAGAUUUCAGUAAAAUUGGAAAUGGAGCAAACAAUCAUGACAUUGGAAAGGACAAUCAACUUUCUGACCAAAAUAUAGGAGAUUUGCUCGUAACAUUUGCAACCGUCAUGUAAGAGAAUGAUGGACAAUGGGAUAACGGGUCAAUGAUAAAAAAAAAGACAUACAAGAAACAACUGGAAAAGGUGUAGUGCAAGUUAUAAAGGAAAAGGAUGCUGCAAUUGUUGAAAUGUUGGCAACUGAGAAAACUCAAAGACUCCAGUAGUAGACAGAAAGAGAAGAUAAUAAGAGAAUUUUGAUUAGCAAAGGAACAGUGAGGUGGGAACAAUGGAAUAAAGUAAUGGUUAAGAUAAAAGGGAAACCAGCAUUUUACUCAAAAAAUGUUAGAGAAAAAUUAAAUCAAUCUUGGGUGAAUCAGUGUUAAAUAGGUAAACAUUAAUGGAUGAAUUCAUGGACAUCAAUGCAGAUGUAAAACAUGUUUAUGAGAUAAAUGGAGCAGAACAGAAACGUGGGUGAAAGUAAAAAUGAUGACAGGACAGUGCAGAAAAGAGAACAGAAUAUGUUAAAUCAUAUUCAGUUAGAACACAAGAAACAUCAAUGAAUUUUACAAAUCAAAGCAAUGACAUUUAAAUUGCCAACAUGUCAACCAAUGCCAACAUUGUGAGGAGCUAUUAAAUAUGGAAAGAAAUUAAUACCUUUCAGCGAAUGAAGUGAAUGAAAUUAUAUGUGAAAAUGGGAGCCAAGUGCAUAAUUUAAACACUUUUUUAAUGUACUUAAAAGAAAGGCAAACAAACUGAGAGCAAACAUUUAUGAAAGCAGUCCUAAAGUGGAAAGGUGAAUCAGAGCAGAUAAGACAGAAGAUGGUAGAUGGGUUGCUAAGAAGAAGUUUGCUGGCUGCCUUUCUGGUUUGUGUUGUAUGUAUUCAGAAUGAAAAAAAAAUAAUAAGCAAGUGAAUUUUAGUAGACUUUUUGUGGGAACAGUGGAUGAAAAUGGAGAAUCGGCCUGAACAAUCACAACAUUAAAAAUAUAAAAGCUGUUUUUUAGUUAAUUUUGGAUUAAUUAUUUCAAUCACUGUUUAUUCCUUUUUGUAGAUAUUCAGAAAUGAAUCAUUAGCAACUGAUUUGAGUGUAUCUUCUCUUAGUUUAAAUUUCUAAGUUAGAAUUGCAUCAAUGAUUGCUUUGAAUUGCUCAGCUUUAUCCAUUCUGCUCUUAAUAUUUUGUACAAAAUUGGAUUGUCUGGCAGAAUAUACAAAUUUGGGUUCAGUAGCUCUUACAACUUCUUGACUGCUUUCUGAGAAUGGCCAGACUGCCAAAAAAAAACAAAAUCAAACCAAAGAGAAGCUGAGCUGAGAGAUCUGGCCACUCCCCUUUCAUUGUACAAGUUUUUUUUAACAACUUGAGAGCCUGCUGCCUGAGGCAGUAUCUGUUAGCUAUAACAAAAUUGGCCCUAAAACCCUUCAAACCUAGAUUUUUCAGAGUCAGUGUCUUUUACGAACUCUCUGAAAAAUAAAACCAAGGACAACAUAACCUUGUUAAAGGAGCAGCAUCAUUACAACUCAAAGUCACCAAAGUAAUCUCUAACUAGAAUAUUGCAAUAAUAUGAUCACACAUUUGUUCAACAGCAAGAUGACUGUAAUCUAAGUCAUUGUCAUUUUUCUUUUAAUAAAACUGGUAAUAAAAUUA